GGUCGGGCACUAGCUUUGCUUCCCUCGAAAUUGUUGCGUCUCAUCUCAUCGUCGUCGAGUGAAUUUUUGAUUCUCUACCAGACUUUCUCUCCCAUUAAGAGUUGACGUUUUUACAGCAAGUGCAAUUAAGGUCUUCUUCCUUCAUCUUAAAUAGCACUCGGAUUAGCCGUCUUCUACAUUGAUUUAUUGGUCGGGUGGGGUGUGCUGCUAAUUUAAAAUAAUGGUGGCGACGGAAGAAGAUGACAGCUUACAGUAUCACAACAGCAGUGCGAUGGGAGGACCAUCCUACUUUUCCUGGAUCCUCAGCCCUACGGUGGCAAUCGUUUUUGCAAUUAGUAUAGUUGGCAGCAUUUCCAUCUUCUUUCUCGUCUGCAUUUCUAAAACUUUUCGGAGGACGUCAAAUUAUUUGGUCGCCAAUCUCUGCAUCGCGUCCGUUUAUCACAUCACAAUUUCACUUUUCUACAACCUCCAGUCCGGAGGAGUCAUCUCAUUGGAUCCGAAAUAUGGGGAAACAGCGUGUCAAAUUCUAUCGUUUGUGCACCGACUGUCCACUCCAGUCCUGCCCUUGACAAUUGCGGCCAUAAGCCUCGACCGCAGCGUGGUUGCGAGGAACCCACAAGAUUACCCGUCGCGAAAGACAGCCAUCGCCAGAGUGGCAAUGAUCUGGACUUUCUCCUUGAUUUUGCUCAUUCCGAGGGCCAGUAUGAGCAUGUUUGAUGAGAAGAUUAAGGGCAACUUCAAAUGCAGAAAGGUCUUACUCUGGAAUAGCAUAUUUCUACACACUUCCUACGCCGUUGUCACUCUUUUUGUCAUCUACAUCAUCCCAACAUACAUCUUGGUGAAAGAAUUCUUCGCCAUGCGAUGUCAAAUGCGGUUUCUCAUGAUGAGCCAGGUUGAGCAAAGAAAGCGCUUUCAUCGAAGGGUUCGAGUCAUGAAAAAUGCCUGCAUUUUUACAUGCAUAUUCAUCACAUGUUGGCUACCACAAGGAUUGCUACAAUUUCCUUUCGAUUUGCCCAAUUUUGAUGAAUAUUUCUUCUCUCACGAGUUCAUGCAGGGUAUCGUUCCCAUCAGAGAUUUUUUCAGGCAACUGUCCGUCUUCAAUACGUGCUUAACUCCGAUAAUCCUGCUGGUCCUGAGUUUCGAUAUUAGAGAGUUUCUAUCAUCUUGUUACGUAUAAAAAAGCGGGGCUGGAGGUUAUUGUAUUCUCGAAUAUCGUAUGAUACCGGUUGCUAAAUGUAUCUAUCCAGGGUGCAUAAACAUUUUUGUUGUCCGUGGUUUCUCCUUAAGAGAAACCACGGACAACAAAAAGUUUAUGCGCCCUGGUAUCUAUCUCAUUAGUUGUGUAACAUAUUUUUGUAUUUGACGUAAAAACUUGUAUUGAUUCUUUGUUAAACUUUUGCCCUAUUUUCUCUGUAUCAUAUUUUAUUUGUUACUCUUAAUGUGCUCACAUUUUCAUUGCCAAUUUACUCACAGGUUAUUAAUAUUGAUAUAUAAAUGUUGUGAUAUAGACAUCUCAUUGUGUGCAGAAACGUAACAUGGUACCUGACUAUAUAUGGUGGAGAAAGCAUAAAAAUUUGUUUUAAGUGAAAAACGUGGACAGAUGGACGUAUUGUACUUGUACAAAAAUAAUAUAUUAUACAAAAUUGCAUUUAAAUAAAUAAUUAUUUCUUUUAAAAUUUU
Molecule: messenger RNA, 1680 nt
Organism: Folsomia candida
Lineage: Eukaryota; Metazoa; Arthropoda; Collembola; Entomobryomorpha; Isotomidae
Product: RYamide receptor
Exons: 7
Coding region: 221-1177 (318 amino acids)
Biological process (GO): G protein-coupled receptor signaling pathway
Cellular component (GO): membrane
Molecular function (GO): G protein-coupled receptor activity
Source: RefSeq, a predicted model, not a curated record